Molecule: messenger RNA, 2539 nt
Organism: Bactrocera dorsalis (oriental fruit fly)
Lineage: Eukaryota; Metazoa; Arthropoda; Insecta; Diptera; Tephritidae
Product: jerky protein homolog-like
Exons: 2
Coding region: 665-2263 (532 amino acids)
Cellular component (GO): nucleus
Molecular function (GO): DNA binding
Source: RefSeq, a predicted model, not a curated record
AUACUUUCCACAUCACUGCGUUUGAAACUGAAAGUGUGAAAUGUCAGCUGCCGCGAAAUGUUAUUCAGGUUUCUUUUGUGCGACUUUCUUUACUUUACUUCGUUAUUUGUACUAUUGGUCAUACAGUAGACGCUCACAAAUUAGAACUCUCAGAAAUUAGAACAUCCAGAAAUUAGAACCAGAGUUUUUAAUGCAUUGGACGCUCUGAAAUUAGAACUUGAAGUUCUAAUUUCUGAGCAUUUUUUUUUAUUUUAAACACAACCAUUUUUUGUUUGCAUUGACCGCUCUGAAAUUAGAACUUGAGGUUCUAAUUUCUGAGAGCUUUUUUUUUUCAUUUUUAACACAAGGGAAUUCCCAUUCUUGGUUUCUAUUUUACUGAACAAAUGUAAAAUAGAAAGGGGAAUCCCCAAGUAAUAUUUUAGUUUUUGUUUUGCCUUAUUUUCCUAAUUUCUGAGAGUUUUUUUUUCAUUUUUAACACAGGGGAAUUCCCAUUCUUGGUUUUUAUUUUACUGAACAAAUGUAAAAUAUAAAGGGGAAUCCCCAAGUUAUAUUUUAGUUUUUGUUUUGCCAUAUUUUUGGUGUUUUUGUCAUUCGUAUGUGAAAUUUGAUACGCGUGGACAUAUUUUGCUAGACUCUACCGAAAACUAAAAAUAACUUAAAAAAUAUGUCAAAUAAACGUAAAAAAAACACUUUAUCUUUGGAAACCAAAGUAAAGAUAUUGGAAAAGCUGGACAAAGGAGUUCAAGGGAAUCGUCUAGCGCUAGAUUUCAACGUGAGCAAAUCUGCCAUCAGCUAUAUCAAGUCAAAUAGGUCAUCUAUAUUAAAUGCUGUUUCCAACACUUAUCAGGAAGCAUCAAAUAAAACUGUGCAUAGUGCCGAAUAUCCGAAAAUGGAAAGUCGUCUUUAUGAGUGGUUUUUAAAACAACGCGAAAGGAAGUGUACAUUGACAGCAACAAUAUUAAAGGAAAAAGCUAAACAAAUUUUUGGUGAAGAAUACCCCGAUAAAAAUAAAAAUGCAUUCCGAGCAAGCGAUGGAUGGUUUACUAAAUUUAAAAAGCGACACGGCAUUCGUUUUUUAAAAAUUGGUGGCGAGAUUCUUUCUAGUGAUAUUGCCUCCAUCACUCCAUUUAUUCACAGAUUCCGUGCAAAAGUCACUGAGAUGGGGUUAAUAGAGUCGCAAUUAUAUAAUGUGGACGAAACCGGAUUAUUUUAUCGUUGCCUACCAGAUAAAACAUAUGUCUCUGCUUGUGAAAAAAGUGCGCCUGGAUACAAAAUUCAAAAAGAACGAAUUUCAAUUUUACUUGGUUCAAAUGCUGAUGGCUCUCACAAAUUAGUGCCCUUAGUUAUUGGAAAAGCUAAAAAUCCCAGGAGCUUCAAAGGUUUUAAAAAUCCACUUCAUUACAACUUUUCCAAAAAUGCUUGGAUGACGUCUCGGAUCUUUCACGAUUGGUUUCACAAGAUAUUUAUUAAUGAAGUCAUCCAGUUUUCUCAAAAAAAUAACUUGCCUCCGAAGGCUCUUUUGCUUAUUGAUAACUGCUCCGCGCAUGCACCGAUUGAGCAUCUUCAAAGCAAAGAUGGCAACAUAGUUGCAUAUUUCUUGCCGCCAAAUGUGACAGCAGCUGUGCAACCAAUGGAUCAAAAUCCUAUAAAGUUAACAAAACUUGUUUACAGAAGUAAGCUACUUGCUGAAAUAAUAGCUGAAGGUGGUGCACUGAAUAGUCUGUUGAAAUCUCAUUCCAUCCGAAAGGCAAUAAUAUUUCUGAAACAAGCUUGGGAUGAGAUAACGCCAAAAGUGAUGAGGAAUUCUUGGUCAAAGUUGCUAAAUUGGGACUCUGACCAAUACGACAGCGAUGAUGAUGUGCCACUAGCAGAGUUGCUUAACAAAAAUGAGGACUGCAAUGAAUCUCUCCAAGUAAAUCAAACUCUUUUAGCAGAAAUUGAUCCAAACAGUUUCAUGUGUAUUGCUGACAUCGAGAAAUGGAAUGAAGAUGAGUUUGAAGACCGAACUGGUGAUGACCUAAGUAGCGAUGAUGAGUUUUCUGAUAGCAGUGAAGACGAUGUUGUUGAUGACACACCAGUUAUUUCAAAUGUUAUAGCUAUUGAAAGCGUUAACAAUUUAAUAAAUUGGUGCAACAAGAGUGAAUUGUCUUCCAGUAAGCACAUGGCCAAUCUUUUGGCCCUCCGUAACGAUAUUGUUAUAUCGGAUUUAAAGAAACCAAAAAAACAAACAAAUAUUACUGAUUAUAUGGCAAACAAAAAUUAAUUUUGAACUGAGCCCUUAUCCUGAGUUUUUAAUUAAUUUCUGAAAUUUUUAGUUGUUUUUUUUUUAAUAAUUGUUAUUUAAUGAACUGAAUUGUUAUGUUUUUUAAAAAAAUAAGAAAAGAAAUAAAAAAAAAUGUUUUUAUAUAGUUUUUGGAAGUGACUUAACUCUUAGUUUUAUUAUUCACGUUAAAAAAAAACCGUCCAGAAAUUAGAACAUUUCGGAAAUUAGAACUACCCCAAAAACAAAGUGGUUCUAAUUUCCGAGCGUCUACUGUAU